Messenger RNA from Hansenula anomala, 729 nucleotides. Its product is annotated as MICOS complex subunit MIC26/MIC27. NCBI's taxonomy places the organism in Eukaryota, Fungi, Ascomycota, Saccharomycetes, Phaffomycetales, Wickerhamomycetaceae. Gene Ontology annotation, cellular component: mitochondrial crista junction; MICOS complex. The record is from RefSeq and is a predicted model, not a curated record. The coding region runs from base 1 to 729 and encodes 242 amino acids. Gene Ontology annotation, biological process: cristae formation. The transcript is spliced from 2 exons.
AUGUCAUUCCAAGCUAUUUCAAGAAUAGGGCUUCCUACCGUUCUCGGUAUUUCCUUAAUUUCAAUCCCAACAGCAUUAAAUGAAUCCAAACCUUCUAGAUCCUUUUAUGAACAAGAUGAUGAUUUAAACUUAUCACCAGUUAUCGAAACACAACCAGUGGAAACUAUCCCAUUAGAAAAAACUAAAACACCAAAGAAUGAUACUGAAGUUAAAUCAACAUUUAUAGAUGGUUAUAAAAUAAAUACUUCAAAUUUCUUGGAAACUCAUUUAAACACUUUAAGAUCCAAGACUAUCAAUCAACUAAACAUUGCAGAUGCUGAACUAAACAACUUGACAUCCGCUUUCAAGAAUGAAGUCAAUGCAGUAUAUUCACAUAUUUAUUCAGUUUAUGAUCCAAGGGAUCAAUUUUUACCAAGUUUUAUUUAUGCAUUAACUACAACAUUAACAGGUUCAAUACUCGUGAAUAGAAGAUCAUUACCAAUUAGAUUCGUGAGUCCUUUAUUAUUCGCUACUUUAGGUUUCAAAGUUUUCUUACCAAGAACUUUUGAUAAUACUGUUAAUGUUGUUAGAAAUUGGGAAGCUGAAUCAUAUCCAGAAUUAUUAAAUUUCCAAAGAUCAAUCAAGAAAUUCAUCAUUGUUUCUGAAGAACAAGCUAUAAAGUCUUCACAAGAUUUAAACAAUUCAUUGAUUUCUACAAUUCAUGAUCUUAGAACAAGUUUAACAAAAUGA